This is a messenger RNA of Lemur catta (Ring-tailed lemur), 5516 nucleotides long. It is a transcript of the gene NES, whose product is annotated as nestin. Gene Ontology annotation, cellular component: intermediate filament. The transcript is spliced from 4 exons. Gene Ontology annotation, biological process: positive regulation of intermediate filament depolymerization. The record is from RefSeq and is a predicted model, not a curated record. Gene Ontology annotation, molecular function: intermediate filament binding; CCR5 chemokine receptor binding. Lineage: Eukaryota; Metazoa; Chordata; Mammalia; Primates; Lemuridae. Bases 126 to 5045 code for a protein of 1639 amino acids.
AGUCGCUCAGGCUACUCCCCGCCCCGCCCGGUCAUUGUCCCUGUGGGUCUCCUUUUCUUUUUCGUCUUAAGAGCUCUGAGAGCAGCUCCCUUCUCCUGGUGCCCCGUGUGGGUCUGACAAGCAGGAUGGAGGGCUGCAUGGGGGAGGAAUCUUUUCAGAUGUGGGAGCUCAACAGGCGCCUGGAGGCCUACCUGGCCCGGGUCAAGGCGCUAGAGGAGCAGAAUGAGCUGCUCAGCGCGGAGCUCAGGGGGCACCGGGCACAGUCUGGGGACACCUCCUGGCGGGCCCGUGCGGACGACGAGCUGGCCGCCCUGCGGGCCCUCGUUGACCAGCGCUGGCGGGAGAAACACGCGGCCGAGGUGGCGCGCGACAACCUGGCUGAAGAGCUGGAGGGCGUGGCGGGCAGAUGCCAGCAGCUGCGGCUGGCCCGGGAGCGGACGGCAGAAGAAGCAGCCCGCAACCGGCGAGCCGUCGAGGCCGAGAAGUGCGCCCAGGCCUGGCUGAGCACCCAGGCAGCGGAGCUGGAGCGCGAGCUGGAGGCUCUGCGCGCGGCGCACGAGGAGGAGCGCGCGGGCCUGAACGCACAGGCUGCCUGCGCCCCCCGCUGCCCCGCGCCGCCCCGCGGGCCCCCCGCGCCGGCCCCCGAGGUGGAGGAGCUGGCAAGGCGGCUGGGCGAGGCGUGGCGAGGGGCAGUGCGCGGCUACCAGGAGCGCGUGGCACACAUGGAGAUGUCGCUGGGCCAGGCCCGUGAGCGGCUGGGCCGUGCGGUGCAGGGCGCCCGUGAGGGCCGCCUGGAGCUGCAGCAGCUCCAGGCAGAGCGGGGCGGCCUCCAGGAGCGCAGGGCGGCGUUGGAACAGAGGUUGGAGGGCCGCUGGCAGGAGCGGCUGCAGGCCACUGAAAAGUUCCAGCUGGCCGUGGAGGCCUUGGAGCAGGAGAAACAGGGCCUGCAGAGCCAGAUCGCCCAGGUUCUGGAAGGUCGGCAGCAGCUGGCACACCUCAAGAUGUCCCUCAGCCUGGAGGUGGCCACAUACAGGACUCUCCUGGAGGCUGAGAACUCCCGGCUGCAGACACCUGGCAGUGUUUCCAAGGCUUCCCUCAGCUUCCAGGACCCCAAGCUGGAGCUGCAAUUCCCUGGGACCCCAGAGGGCCGGCGUCUUGGACCUUUGCUCCCUAUCCUGAGCCCAACUUCCCUCCCCUCACCCUUGCCUGCUACCCUUGAGACACCUGUGCCAGCCUUUCUGAAGAGCCAGGAAUUCCUCCAGGCCCGUACCCCUACAUUGGCCAGCACCCCCAUUCCCCCCACACCACAGGCACCCUGUCCUGCUACAGAUGCAGAGAUCAGAGCCCAGAAUGCUCCUCUCUCCCUGCUCCAGCCACAGGGUGGGAGGCAACAGGCUCCAGAGCCCCUGUGGGCUGAAGCCAAGGUGGCCAUUCCUGCCAGUGUCCUGCCAGGACCCGAGGAGCCUGGGGGCAAGCAACAAGAGGCCAGUACAGGCCAGUCCCCAAAGGAUCAGGCCUCCUUGGCUCCAGCCCUCAGCCCUGACAACUCCAGUUUAGAGGCUAAAGAUGGAGAAUCCAGAGGGUCUAGAGUAUGCAGCAUGUUCCAGGAGGAAGGUGAAGGGCAAAUCUUGGGGCUGGUAGAGAAAGAAACAGCCAUAGAGAGCAAAGUGGUAAACAGCUUGCAGCAGGAAAUAUGGCAAGAAGAAGGAGAUCUGGACAUGAAGGAAACCCAAGACUCUCAGGUUCCUUUGGAAAAAGAAACCCCAAAGUCACUGGCAGAGGAGAUUCAAGAGCCACUGAUGUCUCUGGAAAACCAGAGCCAAGAGACACUAGAGAAGGAGAAUCAAGAAUCUCUGAGGUCUUUAGAAGAAAACUUAGAAACACUGAAAAGUCUAGAAAAGGAAAAUCAGGAGCUAAUGAAGUCUUUAGAAGAAAAGGAUGUGGAGGUAGUGAGACCUCUAGAAAAGGAGGCUCUAGAACUACUUAAGCCUAUAGGAAAAGAGGACAUACAGACACUCAAAUCCCCAGAAAAGGAGAAACAAGAACUAAUAACAUCUCUUGAAGGUAAUAUAGAGACAUUUUUAUCUCCAGAAAAAGAAAAUCAAGAAUUAGUAAGUUCUCCAGAAGAGAACUUACAGUCAUUGACAGCUCUAGAAAAGGAGAAUCAAGAGCGACUGAGAUCUCAAGAAGCAGAGGACCAGGAGACAUUGAGACCUCUGAUGAAAGAGAAUCAAGAAUCCCUGAGGUCUCUUGAAGAUGAGAACCAAGAGACCUUCAGACCUCUAGAAAAAGAGAACAAGGAGCCACUGAGUUCUCUAGGAGAAGAGGACCAGAAGAUAGUGAGACCUCUAGAAAAAGAAAAUCAGGAGUCACUGAGGUCUCUAGAAGGAGAGGACCAAGAGACAUUGAGACCUCUUGAAAAAGAAACUCAACAGUCACUGAAAUCUCUAGGGGAAGAAGACCAGAUGACAUUAAGACCUCCAGAAAAAGUGGAUCCAGAGCCUCUGGAGUCUCUUGGAAAAGACCAGGAGAUAACUAGACCUCUUGAAAAAGAGAAUCAAGAGUUCUUAAAGUCACUAAAAGAAGAGAAUGUAGAGGCAGUGAGAUCUUUAGAAACAGAGAACCUAGAAUCACAGAAGUCUGCAGAAGAGAACCUGGAAACAUUGAAAUCUCUAGAAACUCAAGAGCCACUGUGGUCUCUAGAAGAAAUGAACCAGGAGACAAUGAAACCUGUAGAAAAUGAUACUCAAGAACCACUGGGGCCUGUGGAAGAGAACCAAGAGACAAUGAGACUCCUAGAAAAGGAGAAUCAAGAACUUCUGAGAUCUCUUGGAGCAUGGGACCUAGAGAAUUUGAGAUCUCCAGAAGAGGUAGACAAGGAAAGUCAAAGGAAUCUGGAAGAGGAAGAGAACCUGGGGAAGGGAGAGAAUCAAGAGUCACUGAGGUCUCUGGAAGAGGAGGGACAGGAGCUGCCACAGUCUGCAAAUCAGCAGAGGUGGGAAGAUAUGGUCUCGAGAGACCAAGAACUGGGUCAGGAAAGUCACCCUGGGAGGGCCGGAGUGGAAAAUGAGGAUGAGGCAGAGCUAGACCUGAGGGCGCAGGAUGGCUUCACUGGGAAGGAGGAGGCAGCAGAGCAGAGAGAGCUACAGCUGAAUGCCACAGGGGAAGCCUGGAGCCCAGGCGAGGAGCACCCAGGGAGCCCUGAGCCCAAAGAGCAGAGGGGCCCAGCUGCAGGAGCCAGUGGGAAGGGAGGUGUUGAGGGCCUGCAGGACCCUGAAGGGCAACCAGAGCAAGGGGGGGGCCCAGGCCUCCAAGCAUCCCAGGGAAUACCAGAGGUGACAGAACCCCUGUUGGAAGAUGAGGAUGCGGUCCCAGGAGGUGAGCAAGCCUCCCCAGAGGUUACCUUGGGGUCAGAGCCAGCCAUGGGUAAGUCUGCUGUGGGAGCUGAGCAGGGACUGGAGCAGGAAGUGCUAGGGCUGGAGGACCCAGGCCACCUGGCCGGGAAGGAGGUGAUGGAGUCACCCCCGGGAGAGGAAAGUUUGGAGGUAAAGAGGGUUCAGGGCUUGGAAGGGCCUGGAAAGCAUGUAGAGGAGGCAGAUGCUCCGGCAGCAGAGGCAGAGCUCUCCCAACUGCCCAGGAAGAGCAGAGACCCCCCGGAACCUCCCCAGGGCUGGGAAGAGUCACAGCUUGAGGCCCCCUGGGGAGCAGAGGAGGUGUUCCCUGCUGAGAUCUCAGGCCACGAUGGAAGUGAUGCCCCUCAGCCUAGGCCCUUGGGGUCAGAGGAAGCAAAGGAGGACAUACAACCAGUGCUGGGUCCCGCUAGCCCUAGGGCCACUGAACCCUGCUCACCCACCCCAAUCCUGGAAGAUGCUCCUAGGCCACAGCCCCAGGCUGAGAGGAGCCAGGAGGCUAGCUGGGGGCUGGAGGGCAGGGCUGAGGUCCUGGGAGAAGUGGAGGGUGAGCAGGAGGAGUUAGGCUCUGGGGAGAUCUCUGAGGGGCUCCAGGAGGAGGAGGAGGAGAGCAAAGAAGAGAGCGAGGCUGAUGAGCUUGGGGAAACCCUUCCCGACUCCACUCCCCUGGGCCUCUACCUGAGGUCCCCAACUUCCUCCCAGUGGGACCCGGCUGGUGAGCAGAGGCCCUCCCCUCAAGGGGAGACCAGAGAGGAAGGCUGGGAUCCUGUUGUCCUGGCUUCUGGGGGCCUUGGGGCCCAACCCUCAGAAGAGGAAGGAGAGGAAGAUGGGGAGGAGGAGUGUGGCCAUGAUUCUGACCUGUCGGAGGAAUUCGAGGACCUGGGGGCUGAGGCUUCUCUUCUUCCUGGUGUCCCCAGGGAGGUGGCAGAACCUCUGGGCCAGGUGCCCCAGCUGGUACUGGAGCCUGCAGCCUGGGAUCGGGAUGGGGAGUCUGAUGGGUUUGCGGAUGAGGAAGAGAGUGGGGAGGAGGCAGAGGAAGAAGAGGAAGAGGAGGGGAGGGAGCCAGGGGCUGGGCGGUGGGGGCCAGGGUCCUCUGUUGGCAGCUUCCAGGCCCUAAGUAGCUCUCAGAGAGGGGACCUCCAGGAGUCUGAGACCCUGGGUGUCAGUGCCCCCUGGGAUGAUGGCUUGAGGGCUGUGGUGGCCGGUGCCUCUGUGGCUACCCUGGGGACUGAGACCCAGGACAGCGCUGAGCCUUCUGGCUCAGAGGAAGAGUCUGACCCUGUUCCCUUGGAGACGGAGGACCAAGACCCUGGCCUUCUGGAGACCCCCAGUGGGGUAGAGGACAUGGGCCCAGGGACAGGGGACAUCUGUGGUGUCGAUGGCCAGGGCCCCAACUUGGAGGAGUCAGAACACAUGAAUGGGGGGGUGGUGAACGGGCUGGAGCAGUCUGAGGGAGUAGAGCAGGGGAAACUGGGGGCUCCUGAGAGGGACCGAGGGAGCCCCGUACAGGAGGAGGAGGGGGGUGUCCUGAAGACCCCUUGGGCAGGGGCUCCUCUUCAGCUGGGCCCAGGCCAGUUCCUGAAGUUCACUCAGAGGGAAGGAGAUCAAGAUUCCUGGUCCUCAGGGGAAGACUAGAGAAGAGGGCCACCUCCCGCAGCCCCUCCCUGCUCAGGGCAGCACCCUUAACUUAUGAUCUCUUGACCCAUGGUUUCUUCCGAGAGGCUUGACCGGCUAAGGUGACAUGGGGUGUGGCAAAGGAGCCAGUUCCCAGAUUGGAGGCCCUAGGAAUAAAAACCUCACCUGCACCAUCUCAUAGGCUUAAGUCAGCUGAGUUGCUAUAGCAUUGGGCCCCUUUCUUCUGCAUAAGCUGGGAGAGGCCUGCGGCCCUGUGGCUCCCCCUCCGAAGGGAGGGGGCUGUGGUGGUCCUUGUGCCCUGGCUCACCAGCCCUGCUCCGUCUCACCCUAGUAGCACCACCCUCACGGGAUGUCUGGCCCGGGGCUAAUGCAGGUGAGGGUGCUCCUACGUCCUGACCCCCCCAUCCCUGCCAUGCUGUGGCCUUGCCUGGCUCACCCCUGCCUGAAUAAAGUAAUGCCUCUGCCUACAAA